CAAAGAUCUGUCACAUGAUGGGAGGGAGUUGGAGCAGUCAGAUUUCAGCAUCGCCAGGGAGAGUAGUUGAAGGUGCUGGGCGACAGUUAAACUUGGGCAAUUGUUGGAGUGAGAGGGACGGGGGUCAGAGUGGCUUUCGGGAGCUUGAGACCAGAGGAAGAAAGCGAGGGUUGGAGGGCCAUAUCCCCUCUCGUUCAGUCCGGGGAUGGACACAGAGGAGUGCAAGCUGAGCGUGUGGCUCUGUCAGGAGGAGAAGGUCAUUUCGGGGUUGUCCAGGCGGACCACUUGCGCCGAUGUCAUCUUUGCCUUGCUGGAGGAGAGCAGGAUGAAUGGGGCGGGCAGCAAGUUCCUGUCUGGACCCGCGGACUCCUACUGCCUGGUGGAGAAGUGGAGGGGCUUCGAGAGGACGCUGCCCAACAAGACCAAGAUCCUGCGGCUCUGGAGCGCCUGGGGAGAGGAGCAGGAGAAAGUCACCUUCAUGCUGGUCAAGAGCCAGGCAUCCCUGCCCAACAACGGGCCGAGGAGCGCGGAAGCCAAGGUGGUGCUGAGCAAAGAGAGCCCUUGUAACCUGAGGGGCACGGCCAGGGUUACCUUGGCACUGCCCCAGGACAAGCAGAGGAGGGUGGUCCGCAAAGCCUUCAGGAAACUGGCCAAGAUCAACCGGUCCAAGAGGCAGGAGAGCUGCGGCAAAGAGGCUUCUUGUGUGGAGAGGAUGGAGACCCUGGUCCACCUGGUCCUGUCUCAGGAUCACACCAUCCGGCAGCAGAUUCAAAGGAUCAGGGAGCUGGACAGGGAGAUCGACAGGUAUGAGGCCAAGAUCCACUUUGAUCGGAUGAAGAGGCACGGGGUUAACUAUGUGCAGGACACCUACCUGAUGGACAGAGCUCCGGAGAGCGAGCCAAGGCACCUCGGGCAAGAGCUGGAGGAGUACACCACACACUGCGAGCAGCUCCUGCACCUCCAGGAGGAGCUCCUUCAUCAAGAAGAACAAAUGGAGUUGGUCACUCUGGAAAUCCAGGAGGAGCUCAAUCAAAGGUGGAUGAAGAGGCGGCAAGGGGAGGUGGACAGCAGAGAAAGCCGGUCCUCACCGCCCCCAGAGGCAGCGAGCAGGGCUGAAGAGGAGUCCCUAGUGGAGCAGGAGAGGGUGCGGACCCAGCUCAGCGCCAGCCUCUACAUUGGGCUGAGGUUAAACACCGACCUGGAGGUGGCCAAGAACGACCUGGCUUACACCCAGAGGUUGUGCGAGCAGAAACAGAGCGAGCUGGACAGUCUGAUGGAGAAAGUGAACUUGCUGAAUCUGGAUGAGGGGCAGCCGGUGGAGGAAGAGGAGGCGAGGACAUGUGUUCAGACCAGCGUACCCGAGCACAGGGACUCCGCGGAAAGCAGCAGUGCUUGGGUUGAGUCAAGAGCCCUGUCCACAAGCUGUCCCGUCACCGAUGAGGAUUCCGACACUGGCCUCAGUUCCAUGAACAGCCAGGAUUCCGACACGAUUCCAGUCUCCGAGUCUCUGGUAUAGCGGUUUUGAAAACGGCUUCAAAAAAUAGUGUAUUACACAGCACGAGCCGCAAACUGUCUCAGGGAACCAACUAUAAAAAAUACGAGUUAUUAAAUGAAAAUUGAUCUAUACUACUUUCAAGAUGGGAGGAUAAAUUACAAAUAAUAUUUACUCCCUUAAUAAACAGGACGGCGCUGUAAUGGAACAAACUGCAAUAAAAUAAUCCUUUUCCUCUGUAAACAAUUGCAGCUUGUUGUUGGCCAGGUGUUGUUAUGGCGGAGUAUUUCGUUUUGUUUACCUUGGGUUAUCUACCUUUGCCACAAGUUGGCUCUAAUAUGUCUUGAGAUCCGAGUUUCCUUCACAGGCAAUGAGAUUGACUACACGUUUUUCUUCCGUUAAGGACAUUUGUAAAAUGCUGAAUUCUAUCUCUCACACGCUGUUGUAAUGUAGGAUUCAGGAUGGUUUUCCAAUUCAUGGUGGUUUCUGAGGGUCCCAUCAUUAAGUGUGCCAGUUACUGUUUUGAUGAGGGAGUGAGUGUAAACAGAGUGGGAGCAGAUCCUGACUCCUCACGGGACUGCAGAUUCCAUGGUGAUCCCUUAACAGCUAAGGGUUUGCAAUCCCCAAACCAUGGUUUGGUCGUAGUAUAAAUCCAUAUUAUAGAAAGGAUAUAGAGGCACGAGCAGAAUAGAUUAAGAACUCAGCGGUUGUAGUAAUCAAGAAAGAAUAAACAGGCUGAGGCUCUUUUCUCUAUAACAGACUGAGGGGUGACCUGAAAUUCUUUAUAAUUAUAAUAGAUAAGACUGAGGAACAAUGUUUCCAUUUGUGGAGAAAUCAAAAGUAGGGAGAGAUCAAUAUAAGAUCCCCAGUAGGGAAUUCAGGAGAAACUUCUUUGCCCAGAGAGUGGUGAGAAUGUGGAACUCACUACUACGGGGAGUAGUUAAUGUGAUAACAUAGAUACAUUUAAGGGGAAAUUAGCUAAACACAUGAGGGAGAAUGAAAUAGAAUGUUUUGAUGGAGUGCAAUUAAGAGGAAGAGGCUUCUGUGCCUCUGAAGCACCAGUUGGGCUGAAUGGCCUGUUUGUGCUGUGCGUUUUAUGUCAACACGGUUUCCAGUCCCACAAUCAAUUCCACAAGGUGUUGACUCUGCUUGCUGUGAAUGUACUGGAUAUGCAGAAUAGAUAGAAUGCAUUCGAUGAUAAUUAAACAUUACCUUUUCUGUGUUAAAUAGUUUGUGAAUGCUUCUCUAAUUAAACCUCUUCUGUGGGGGGUUGCAAUUGAGCUAAUAAUUUGUACAGUACACUGGAAAUACAUAAGCCUCCAAAGUGUUGUGUAUGUUUAG
This is a messenger RNA of Carcharodon carcharias (great white shark), 2833 nucleotides long. RefSeq names its product ras association domain-containing protein 10-like. The record is from RefSeq and is a predicted model, not a curated record. The transcript has a single exon. The coding region runs from base 206 to 1516 and encodes 436 amino acids. Lineage: Eukaryota; Metazoa; Chordata; Chondrichthyes; Lamniformes; Lamnidae. Gene Ontology annotation, biological process: signal transduction.